CGCUGACUCCUCUGAGUGUGUGUGUGUCUCUCUCUCUCGCUCUCGCUCUCCAUUACGACAGCGAUUUUCACGAGAAGGAAAAUGGUGGCUCCGAAGGGCAGAGCAGCCGGUGGAAUCCGAAUCUUAGAUGAGUCCAAGGCAACCAAGAAAGUGGAGCGAGAUUUUAAGGCACUGGGAAGCGAUCGCGGAAGAAUAGCAAGCUUAGCAUCGAGGGAUAAGCCUCCGAGGAAGCCUGUGUUGGCUGAUGCUUCUACCAAAUCCAGUGCUCAGACUGGUCUAGAAAGUGGCAAGGGGAUGAUGAAGAAUGGGAGGAAAGCUUUGGCUGAUAUCGGCAACCUAAACAAUGGGAGGAGCAAGCAAUAUACAAAUCAGCUGAAAAAUGAACAGAAAAUCCUAAAUUUGAAGGACAAAUCUGAAGGCGCUAAGAAAGCAACAAUGGAGCGAAGUAAUGUCUCUGGAUGGCAUGGAAGGUUUUCGCUGGCUAGAGGCAUCAUGGUUGCUGAUGUGUCAUUGAUGAGGGCCAACCCCAAAAGUUCUGCACAGAUUUCUGGGAGACUCAAAUUUUCUACAAGAAGGAGAACGGUAUGUGAAACCCACUUUUCUAAGGAUAACCAAAUUGAGAUCCCAGAAAUUGAAUCCAAAGUGAGAAAAAUUCAUGCGGGAAAAUUUCCUCAGAACAGGUUUGUAGUAGGAACUCAUAAGGUAACCAAAAAAGUUGCUACAAAAAUAAAACCUGCUACAACAAGAAAAUCAGCCACUACAAGAAAAUCUGUUGUGAGUACUUACAAUCUACGAAAAGUAGAUAUGACAAGACAAAUAUCCAAUAAAAACAAAUUUAAAACGGCAAGAAAUUCAGGGAACAAAGAAGCUGAAGAAUUGGGCACAUCUGACAUUAAUAAAAAUUCAAUGGUUUCACAAGAACUUGUUUCUCAUUCUAAUGGUAGCAACCACUCGAAUGAUAUUACAAACAAGGCAUCAAUUUCAGGAUUCAACAGCAACCGCCGAAAAUCUUAUACCUUAUCAUUAGUAAUAAGAAAAGGUUGUGUUGGACUGGUGAAAAAUGAUUUGCUUACAAAUAUUGAUGAUACCACUAACCCCUUGGAAGUAGCUGAGUAUGUGGAUGCCAUCUAUCAGUAUUAUUGGGCAAUGGAGAUAGAACGUCCUUCUUUAGCGAACUUCAUGGACAUACAAUCAGAUAUUACUUCUAAGAUGCGAAGCGUAUUGGUCAACUGGUUAAUUGAAGUACACCACAAGUAUCAACUGAUGGAAGAAUCACUUUUCCUCAUGAUAGAGCUGCUGGACAGAUUACUUUCGAUUGUUAAUAUAAAAAAGAAUGAGUUGCAAUUGCUUGGUCUUACCACGCUUCUUUUGGCAUCUAAAUAUGAAGAUUACUGGCACCCUAAGGUUGAUGAAUUGAUUACCUUAUCAGUAAACCAAUAUACCAAGGAUGAAAUGCUUGGAAUGGAGAUUUUCAUAUUGAAAAAUCUGAACUUUCGUUUAAAUGUACCAACUCCUUAUGUCUUCAUGUUAAGAUUUUUGAGAGCUGCACAGUCUGACAAAAAGCUAGAAGAUCUGGCUUUCUACCUUAUUGAACUUUGUCUUGUGGAAAAUGAAUCUUUGAAAUACAAACCGUCUAUGCUUUGUGCGUCGGCAAUAUUUGUGGCACGCUCCAGCUUAAAAAUGAAUCCACCUUGGACCACAUUACUCAGUAAACACGCUCGCUACGAAGACUCCCAACUCAGGAGUUGUGCUGAGAUGAUAUUGAGGUUUCAGAAAGCAGCAUCCUGCAAGCCUGUGAAGUAUACACAUCAAAAGUAUUUGAAACCUGAUCGAAGCUGUGUUGCUUCAAUAAAGCCCAUUAAAAUGCUUCCUCCAUAAUUCAGGCUUUUAAUUGGUUCACAGUGUUGAUGGCACCAAUUUUUUGAUGAAAAGAAGCCUGAUUGCACUUCGCCUCAUUUUAGAUAGGUUGUUUUGUAUCCUGCAAUAUGAAAGGAUAAUUUUUUUGUAGUCAUUACAUCUAGAUAUAUUGUAUAGAUCUUUUACUGCUUCAAGUUUUUUUUUUUUUUUUUUGUUGUAAAUGUGAAAAAAUUGCAGAAUUAGGAUCCUACGGAUUCUAUUCAGGAAUCCGUAUUUCUAAGCUUUCUUCUUUUUUUCUUUCCCAUAUAAUUUCAGAAAGGUUAUAUCUACAACAGUCCCGGAUUAUUAUAUUUAUUUUUUUGCUUGUUUUUAAUUUAUUUAUACAUUUCUCUGUUCCUGGGAGAAUAGAAGGCGUAUUUUGUAGGCUGAUGAUUUGGGAUUUAAAAAAUGGGGCAAUUACAUACAUACUGCCCAAUUCUAAUGUAUAUACAUAUCUAAUACCUAACUUCAUAUUUCUACAACCCAAAGCUUUCAUAUCACAUCAAAGAUACUACCGCUUUAAUAUU
Molecule: messenger RNA, 2423 nt
Organism: Phalaenopsis equestris
Lineage: Eukaryota; Viridiplantae; Streptophyta; Magnoliopsida; Asparagales; Orchidaceae
Product: putative cyclin-B3-1
Exons: 20
Coding region: 82-1878 (598 amino acids)
Biological process (GO): regulation of cyclin-dependent protein serine/threonine kinase activity; mitotic cell cycle phase transition
Cellular component (GO): nucleus; cytoplasm; cyclin-dependent protein kinase holoenzyme complex
Molecular function (GO): cyclin-dependent protein serine/threonine kinase regulator activity
Source: RefSeq, a predicted model, not a curated record